Maudiozyma barnettii is the source of this 765-nucleotide messenger RNA. It is a transcript of the gene SCL1, whose product is annotated as proteasome core particle subunit alpha 1. The coding region runs from base 1 to 765 and encodes 254 amino acids. Gene Ontology annotation, cellular component: cytosol; proteasome core complex, alpha-subunit complex; nucleus. Lineage: Eukaryota; Fungi; Ascomycota; Saccharomycetes; Saccharomycetales; Saccharomycetaceae. The record is from RefSeq and is a predicted model, not a curated record. The transcript has a single exon. Gene Ontology annotation, biological process: ubiquitin-dependent protein catabolic process.
AUGUCCGGUGCAGCUGCUGCUUCUGCCGCUGGUUACGACAGACAUAUUACGAUUUUUUCCCCUGAAGGUAGAUUAUUUCAAGUUGAAUAUGCAUUUAAAGCAACUAAUCAAACGAACCUGAAUUCCAUUGCAGUUCGUAGUAAGAACUGUAGUGUGGUGGUGAACCAAAAGAAAGUGCCAGACAAGUUAUUGGAUCCUGCUACAGUAUCAUAUAUUUUCAAGAUUUCUUCACAUAUUGGGAUGUUAGUCAAUGGGCCAAUUCCUGAUGCUCGAAAUGCUGCUAUAAGAGCUAAAUCGGAAACAGCCGAAUUCCGUUACAAAUAUGGGUACGAUAUGCCAUGUGACGUGCUUGCGAAGAGAAUGGCUAAUAUUGCUCAAGUGUAUACGCAGCGUGCAUAUAUGAGACCAUUAGGUGUUGUAUUGACGUUUAUUGCUAUGGAUGAAGAACAAGGACCUGUGAUUUACAAGACUGAUCCUGCAGGCUACUUUGUCGGUUAUAAAGCCACCGCAACAGGUCCUAAGCAACAGGAGAUCACUACGUCGUUGGAGAAUGCAUUUAAGAAACGUUUAGGAACACAGGAUGGAUUGGAUGAAGAUACAUGGGAGAAGACUGUAGAGUUCGCCAUUACACAAUUGAUUGAUUCAUUGGGGACAGAGUUCACUAAUAAGGAUAUUGAAGUCGGUGUGGCUAUUGAAAAUAAGUUUUUCACUUUAACUACAGAUGAAAUUGAGGAAAGAUUAGUCGCCAUUGCCGAACAAGAUUAA